UAGCAGCAGCAGCGGGAAUCCCACAUCAUUACCAUGGCCAUAGUCUAUCCAAAGACGACCACUGUUGGCUUUCUACCACGUGAUAGCGAUUUUAUCGACCUUGGAGGGUGAUGAGGCAACACCUGACCCGGAUGAGGACUCUCAACCGCCCAUUGGUGAGUUGAGGACUCUCGCAAAAAAGCCACCCUGUCAAGCACCACGCUUCUCACACCCAUGCAAUGUGUAGCACCGUAUGCAUGCAAUCUUAUUAUUUAAUGAUAAUAAUUACACGGGGAUUAACCAGGAGUAGACAGCUCGUAAGUAGCAAAGGAGCAAACGCAUCUACAUCGAAACUCCACAGGUAUUAACAAGGCGUACACAGCGAUAAUCAUGCGAUUACACGUAACUACAUAGACACUAUACAGCUACAGUAUUUAAAAGUACACAGUGACUAGCAAGGAGAAACAUUCGUCUUUAUAGACACUACACAGGGAUUAUCAACGCGUAGACAGUGACUAGCAAGGCAGUGCCCGUGUAUAAAUAGGCACUACACAGGGAUUAGCAACGCGUAGACAGUGAAUAGCAAGGGAGUACCCGUGUAUAAAUAGGCACUACACAGGGAUUAACAAGGUGGAUCGGUGCGGAGGUUCGCAUCGCAGGCCGUCCUGGAGGUUCGUUUGCAUGCACCAAACAAACGCGCCAUCUGCUGCUGCACGUCGUGUCUGAGCCUCUGCAGUGACUGUGUGACGGCUCUACAGGGGCAGCCCCCUCCCUCUCUCCCUCCCACGCCGUGAGGCGCGGGCCGCUGCUGCCCGGCGCUGUUGCGCAAUCGGAGACGGCGACCGCGCGGCGCGCCGAGCGGCUUCCUGGAGAGGCGCGCACCGCCACAGACGCGGGGCGCGGUGCCGACUACGGCAGCCUCGCGGCUCAUCUCCUUCCCACGGCUGGGCCCUACAAGGCAGUAGCAGCAGCAGCCACAUCGCACUGCGCACGCCUCGUGGGCUGCUUCAGGGGCGGCAGUCCCCAACCCCGCCGGGCUGUCAGCUGAGCUAAGAACUCGCGCGAGGCGUCGCUUGUUGCGGACAGUCGCGACGCUGGCACUGCCGCCUCGGCAAGGUAUCACUUUGGCUCCAAGGGGCUUCUCCAGCGACGACUUCUUGCGCGUGCCACCGCUCGUCUCGCAGGCGGCGCGUGGCCAUGUGGACCCCCCCACCACCUCGCUCCGUAGUGGAGAUGGAGCUCGCCGGCGCGGGUGUCGACGCAGGGAUGAUGUCAGACGCGGCGCGGCACGAGCCACGGGCCGGCUGCGUGUUCCUGCUGCUGCCCUUCGGUGGCGUCUACACGGUUGAGGUGAACGAGUGCGACCGGGUGAGCGAUGUGGUGAGCCGAGCCAACGAGCGCCACGGGCCCCUGGUGCCGAGCGCGGCGACCUUGCACCACCAAGGCAGGCGGCUGCCUCUCUCCACGAGGCUGUCUACGCACGGGGACCUCCACGAAGCCAACCUGCACGUGCAGUACCCGCUAAGGGGCGGCAGCUCUCCAGAUUUAGGAUGUAAGGGUGAUGACAAGAAUGUGAAGCUGCCUUCCAGUAUGCAAGACUGGAAUGAAGACCACGUUCGCCACUGGUUGGUUCACGAAGUUAAAUUGAAAGAGCAACAUGCCAACAAAUUACACGAGGAAGAGUUAACAGGGCCUUCUUUAGUAAAGCUGCAGCGUGAACAACUCAAGGAGUUUGGUCUCAAGUCGCUACAAAUAUCCUUACUCAUAGACUCGCGUGACGAAUACCUGAAGUCCCAGCCCAAGUCGUCCAGCACCCAUAGCCACAUAGCGACAACACCUGCACGCGGUGAUGAAGCCUCGGAGAAGACUCAGAGCCACCGUGAAACAAAGGGGGUACAACUCUCUCCUGGCAGCACACAAGCCGAAUUCUCAAACUCUGAAGAAAAACCUCCGAAGAAAAACAAGAAAAGAAAUAAAAAGGUCACAGGACAACAGCAAGGGAAGUGUGCGGAUCAGAAGCAGGCAGAGCCAGGUGAUGUGGUUGAUGUUGAUGCCACGAACAUAUCACAGCAGGUACAUGAAGAAGCUUCACAACCACCUGCAGAAGUGGGGACACAGGAGCAUUCCGCUGUUGAUGAUUCAAGCCAACAAAACACCAGCAAGAGUCAGGUGAAUAUUUGCUCACCGUGCCCAUUUGAUCACCAUUACACAUCACACAGAUAUAUCAGAGGAAGUGUGCUGCCUAGUGAAACGGGAAUUACAAACUAUAUAGAUCCGGUUCACGAGUUUAAGCUUUUUGCCUGUGAGGGCGACGUUGAUGAAGAAUCCAAGAUGAAAAAAUUCUGUAAUGAGGUGUUCAGGUUCUCUGCUGGGUGCAUGAACAGGAGGACAAACGGCACCAUACACUUUGGUGUGGGAGACACGAAGAGCGGGUACAGGCAUGGUGAAGUUACUGGUGUCCAUGUAGAAGACCAGAGCAAGUUUGUUGAUACGAUCGACAACAACAUCUCAAAGUACUUCCAGAAAGACAGGAUCGAAGAUGCUAAAGAAUGCAUACGACCUCCAAGAUUUGUGGAGGUCAUUUCACCUGAACAUACAAGUCUUGGUGUGUAUGUAAUAGAAGUGGAUGUUAUCCCUAAGAGCACAAUAUGCAAAGACAAUGUUUAUGAAAUAAAGCAAAUGAAGCACGUCAAUGGAAAAUGGCAAACGGAUAAAGAGAACCACGUGUAUAAGCGAGACGGUGCAUCUUCUAAGGAUAUUCUGGCAACACAAAAUUCGGAACAGUGGAAAGAAGAGUACAGACGCGUUUGUGAAGAUGUGAAAAAGUGGAAUGAGCAGAGAAAAUUGGCCGAAACGAGCUACAAAAUCGAUCGUAGAAUGGAUGAUGAAGGAAAGAAGCUAACUACAUUAAUUACCGGGGGGAAAGGGACACUUGAUGAUUCCUAUUACAAAAAGUACAUAUUGGUGGUAAACAAGGCGGAUAAAAGCCAAUUGCCCCACCUUGACUUUGUAAAAGAAAUUAAUUGGUUUGCUGUUCUUGACUUUGAUCCUGAAUCCGCCAUUUCUGGGCUGUGUAGCCUUGUCCGUGCUGAAAGGUCACCCAACCUGCAUUUUCCCCGACAGUUUGUAGAACGUGAAAAUUAUGACAUUGAGAUCAUUGCCAAGAAUCUAAACCUACACAAGCAAACCAGCUGGAUCUUCUGCAAUGGAAGAGCAAACAUUGAUGAGGAAAAGCCAAUGGAAUCCAAAGAGUUUCAGAAAAAACGCAGUGAUAACCAUAGCAAACUUGUAAGCUUGUUGUGCAACAACGACCUCAUGCCCAGUGGAAGGUUUCUUGUUGUUUUUCUUCUACUUAUGAACAUUGAUGACCCCAUUGAUCCAAUGAUGGAAACAUUUUUCUAUUUUUAUCAAAAACUAAACGGGCUUUCUGAUAUGAUGCUCAUAACAGAACGUCUAGAAUCAUAUGAAAGUUGGGCAACACUUGCACACACGAGGGUGGACGAAGAUGAAUUGGCGUACAGGUCAAUACGCAGUAUGAGCUUGGAUCAUCUCAAUUCCACAAUUUGCAAGAUUAAAUCUGCGACUAAGAGUCGGAAACGGUUCCUGCGUACAUCAGUUGGAGGGUCAUGCUCUUUAACAGCAGUGCAGGAGGAACGAAUGUCUUCACUGACGAUUGUGUGUGAGAAUGAGUGUGAAGAUACAGGAAUAGAGGCAGACGACACAGCGUUUGAUGAAUUGAGGCGAAGUAUCGAGGAAAACUACUACAAAGGAGGAAAAGUCUGCCCAUGGAACUUCUAUUUCUCCGAGAAACGGGGAAAACCUUUCAUCAAACGUGAACCAUUUAACAAUCUAAAGGAUAAUAUUGAAGAUGCACUGAAGUCAAACCGAUGCCUUGAAUCUGUGAACUUGUUUCACCAUCCUGGCUGUGGAGGAACAACACUUGCAUGGCAUGUCCUAUGGGAGCUCAGAAAAAAAUUCAGGUGUGCUGUGAUCAAAAGUAACAGUGAUGACCAGAAGGAAAUUUCGGUUCAAGUUAAAGAACUACUGAAGUAUGCAGAAAACGAUGCUAAGGUCUACACCCCAGUGCUACUGCUGGCUGACGACAUUGACGACACAGAGAUCCUUAAACAACUUCAACACAGCAUAAUUUCUGAGCUGUCAGACGUCAUAUUUGACAGACCUCUUGUUGUCAUGGUAAACUGCAUGCGGUCUCAAGCCCUUGAGGAAAGCCAGAAAAACCAUUUAAUGACCAGUGUCAUUUUGGAACAAAAGCUCUCUUCCACUGAGCAACACCUGUUUGAAGAAAAGCUUAAAGAAAUAGAAAAUGAGUAUGAGAAAUGCAACAACUUCCUUUCUUUCAUGAUAAUUAAAGAAAAUUUUGAUUCAAAUUAUAUAAAAAACACCGUGAAAAACAUGCUCAAAGGUUUAGACUACAGUAGCAAUAGGCCCAAUGCUAAAUUGAUCAGUUACGUUGCAUUGUUGAACAACUAUGUAAAAAACACAUCCAUUCCAGUGUCUAGAUGUGAAGCAAUCCUCGGAAUUUCCCAAGUAAAAUCCACCUUUUGGAGGAAAGAAACUCUUGAAGAUGGCUUGAGUCAGCACGCCAAAUUACUGCUCAUUAAAUGCCCCAUGGACGAAGUGAAUGGCACUUAUGAAUCAGUCCGAAUGAUACAUCCACUCGUGGCGAAACAAGUGCUGGAAGAAUUUGAAACAACGAAUCGCUCUUCAAGAUUUAGCAUUGCUAAAGAACUGCUUGCUGAAGAUAUCCUUUUUAAUAAUGGCAUGGGAAGAGAGCACUUGGUUAAAAAUGUCAGGAAUAUGUUUGUCAUCCGCCAUCGCAAAGAGCAGGGCGAUGAAACAGACAGUCUCUUUGCACCUCUUAUUGAAGACAUCAUUAAACAUAAAUACAGUACAUUAAGCCACCCAAGUAAGUUGGAAUCGGGCAUGCAAAAUGCUAAAGAAUUGUUGCUUUGUGCUACAGAUAGAUUUUCAAAAGAUGCGAUAUUGGCCCAGGCUCUUGCAAGGUAUUGCUACCUUAAAGACAACAACUUUGAUGAAGCCAAAAAAUGGGCAGAGCAUGCAAAGAAAUUGGUCAAAAACAAUUCUUACAUUACAGACACAAUUGGUCAGAUUUAUAAGCAUGAACUGAAGCAGAAAUUUGAUGUCAGUGCCAUCGAGAAAAAAGGGUUCCUUCCUCCAUCAGAUCUUAAUAAAGCACUGCAGCUUGCAAAAAGUGCUUCUGAUUUUUUUAGAGAAGCACAGGAGUUGGUUAAAACAGAGGAUGAUGCCUUUAACACAGCUGGAUUCUUUGGCGACAUUGAGGUUGCCACACAUAUGUUGCAACUGUUUGAGCUGACCAAAGUAUUUCACAAAACUGGUGAAAUCCACAAGAGAACCCUGGUGGCCUAUUUAAAUGGAAAGAUGGACUUGUCACGGCUACCUACAGAUGACGAAGAAGAAAAAGCAACAGUGGAGGUUUUACAAAACAAUGAGUUAUAUCUUAGGGAAUUAAAAAACAGAAUGAAGUAUUCCUUAGAAGUUUUGGAAGCCUAUUUUUGGCUGUUUAAGCCAAGGUAUGCCGAAUCACAAAUACAAGACAAGCAUCGUUAUACCGUCGAAAAGUUUUACAAUCAAUAUUCAAAGAUAUUUUGUUCAGAGAAGUCAGAAAAACUGGAUGCGAAACAAUUCCCAAAAAUAAGUGCUACGAAUGAAAUUGAGUCAAAACACGGUGAUAGAUUUCCAGGACUUAUACGCUAUCUUGCUGAACGAAAUGCUGAAAAAUCUCUGGAGGUUAUUAUCAGCAGCUAUAAAAGUUUACUUCAUAAUUCUAAAAAUAUCAAUAACAUUAAGGAAAAGGAAAAUUUUAUUUUUGCUAACGUUAUCCUAAAUUGUGUAAAUAACAAAUCCAAAACGGUGUCCCCCUACAGUGAACUGGUGACGAUGCUCAACAAUAUCCUCCGUGAAAUAGGAACACAACACAGAUUUCCAGAACCAUACUUUCUGGCUUUACUUUUACUGUGGCUCAAUGAAGAAAGCAAAAGAACUGACGUGAAUCAGCUGGCAGAAUACAUUGAGGCAAUGAAACGAUCCUUCCGAGCAAAAUAUGUAUACAUGAGCCGCAGACAACAGUUAACAACCAAUUUCUUUUUGGGGAAGGGAAAUGGAUUGGACAGAAUAGUGUCUCGAACAAAAAUUGACAAAACUGCAGACAUGCAGAGAACUGGGAAAUCCUUGCGUCUAUUAUGGCUCAGUGGAGAUAUUUUCAAGGAAAAAAAAGUUCAACAAAUCCUUCUUAGAGUCCGGGGAUCAACCACUGAUGAAGGAGACAUUUACCUUGACCAUAGGUUCAGUGCUGGUAAUGGUAAAAAUAAGGCCAUCAAGAUUCCUGUGCACCCAGUAAACCUGGGACCACUGAGGACAGGCAAGAGCAUCGAGUCUGUCACCUUUUUUGUAGGGUUCACUAUGGAAGGCCCGAUUGCCUAUGACAUUCAGCCUGUGUAGGAUAAAUAAAACUAAGGCGUGGGUCAAAAGGUGCUGUAGCCAUGUAAAUAAAACGUAAGGGACUGCAUUGGCAUUUAUCUACUGCACAUAUCAAAACAGGACUAUCUGUUUUGUAACCACUCUUCUACCACGAAUUCCACUCUUCCACCACUAAUUACUCAACAACUACUCCGCCAAUAUUGAGGGCUCAGUGUAUCAGACUGUGUCAUCUCGUCCAAGAGCUUUUAGACCAUGAUACUGCAGGUCAAAACGUCUCUGUCUGCUUCUUCCCUUUCACCGCUCGACCUUGGACUUCCGCCAAUCGUCUCUUUUACAACCCAGCUCGAUUCAAGCAAUGCGACAAUUCUCGACAGUGCUGUUUGUUUUGAUCGCUUUGUUGUAUAUGUGCCUUUUGCAAUAUUUUUUUUAAAUAUGAUAUUGUCUACAUCAUGAGGCCUCCUU
Messenger RNA from Petromyzon marinus (sea lamprey), 6921 nucleotides. Its product is annotated as sterile alpha motif domain-containing protein 9-like. The record is from RefSeq and is a predicted model, not a curated record. Gene Ontology annotation, molecular function: protein binding. Gene Ontology annotation, cellular component: cytoplasm. NCBI's taxonomy places the organism in Eukaryota, Metazoa, Chordata, Hyperoartia, Petromyzontiformes, Petromyzontidae.